AUGGGCACCUUGUCAGACUUCGGGCAAAUUGCCUUAAAAUGGGAUCCCAAAAAUUUGGAAAUUCGUACAAUGUCCGUUGAAAAAACAUUGGAACCUCUGGUAUUGCAAGUUACUACAUUGGUUAAUACAAAAGGCCCCAGUAAAAAGAAAAAAGGUAAAUCUAAACGAGCAAGUGCUCUUGUCGCUGCUGUGGAAAAGGCAACUGAAAACUUUAUUCAAAAGGGGGAACAAAUUGCCUAUGAAAAUCCUGACAUUACACAAGAAAUGCUCUCGGCAGUUGACGAAGUUCGAAAGUCCGGCGAUGCAAUGAGUAUUGCUGCGAGAGAAUUUUCGGAGGAUCCAUGCAGUUCCCUUAAACGUGGAAACAUGGUUCGGGCUGCACGUAAUCUUCUUUCGGCAGUAACCCGACUGUUAAUUCUUGCUGACAUGGUUGAUGUACAUCUUUUACUAAAAUCGCUGCAUGUUGUAGAGGAUGAUUUAAAUCGUCUGAAAAAUGCAUCAAGUCAGGACGAACUUAUGAACAACAUGAGGCAAUUUGGGAGAAACGCAAAUGAAUUAAUAAAACAGGCUGCUAAAAGACAACAAGAACUGAAAGAUCCACAGCUUCGUGAUGAUUUGGCUGCAGCACGCGCAAUGCUGAAGAAACAUUCGACAAUGUUGUUGACUGCUUCCAAGGUUUAUGUUCGUCACCCUGAACUAGACUUAGCUAAAGUGAAUAGAGACUUUAUUUUGAAGCAAGUUUGUGAUGCCGUAAACACUAUUAGUGAUGUUGCACAGGGGAAAUCAUGUCAGCCUACAGAUAUUUAUAGCGGAGCAGGAGAAUUGGCAGCAGCUCUGGACGAUUUUGAUGAAGGAGUAAUUAUGGAUCCGUUGACAUACAGCGAAAAACGUUCCCGACAAUUGCUGGAGGAACGCUUAGAAAGUAUUAUUAGUGCCGCAGCUCUUAUGGCUGAUGCUGAUUGUACUCGUGAUGAAAGACGUGAACGUAUCGUUGCAGAAUGCAAUGCUGUAAGACAGGCAUUGCAGGAUUUAUUGACCGAAUAUAUGUCAAAUGUGGGACAGAAGGAUAAUUCCCCCGGUCUGGAUCGAGCUAUUGACCAGAUGUGUAAAAAAACUAGAGACUUGCGACGGCAGUUGCGUAAGGCCGUGGUAGACCAUGUUUCAGAUUCCUUUUUGGAAACGACUACACCCCUAAUUGAUUUGAUCGAAGCUGCAAAAACUGGUAAUGAGAAACUUGUUCGAGAAAAAUCAGAAAUUUUUACGAAACAUGCAGAAAAACUUGUGGAAGUUGCUAACCUUGUUUGUAGUAUGUCAAGCAAUGAAGAUGGCGUUAAAAUGGUGCGAUAUGCGGCCGCCCAAAUAGAAAGUUUGUGCCCACAAGUCAUAAAUGCUGCAUCGAUUUUAACAGUUAGACCAAACUCGAAAGUUGCACACGAAAAUAUGACCGCAUAUCGACAGGCAUGGGAAGUUCAAGUCAGAAUUUUAACUGAAGCUGUGGAUGAUAUAACAACUAUUGAUGAUUUCUUAGCCGUAUCGGAAAAUCAUAUUCUUGAAGAUGUUAACAAAUGUGUUAUGGCUUUGCAAAUGGGAGAUGCUGAAGUUUUACGUGUCACAUCUGGAGCUAUACAAGGAAGAUCAGCUAGAGUUUGUAAUGUUGUCGAAGCUGAAAUGGAUAAUUAUGAACCAUGCAUAUAUACCAAGCGCGUACUUGAAGCGGUUAAAGUCCUGCGUGAUCAAGUAAUGCCCAAGUUUGACCAACGAGUUGAUGUUGCUGUUGAAGCACUGUUAUCGAAAUCUAAUAAGGAAGUUGAUGAAAAUGAAUUUAUAGAUGCAUCUCGCUUAGUUUAUGACGGAGUAAGAGAAAUACGACGAGCCGUAUUAAUGAAUAGA
This is a messenger RNA of Musca vetustissima, 1890 nucleotides long. It is a transcript of the gene alpha-Cat, whose product is annotated as catenin alpha. The annotation marks the transcript as partial. Gene Ontology annotation, cellular component: catenin complex; actin cytoskeleton; adherens junction. Lineage: Eukaryota; Metazoa; Arthropoda; Insecta; Diptera; Muscidae. The transcript is spliced from 6 exons. Gene Ontology annotation, molecular function: structural molecule activity; actin filament binding; beta-catenin binding. The record is from RefSeq and is a predicted model, not a curated record. Gene Ontology annotation, biological process: cell migration; cell-cell adhesion.